Messenger RNA from Catharus ustulatus (Swainson's thrush), 3179 nucleotides. RefSeq names its product neurofibromin 2 (gene NF2). Lineage: Eukaryota; Metazoa; Chordata; Aves; Passeriformes; Turdidae. Gene Ontology annotation, cellular component: cytoskeleton; plasma membrane; adherens junction. Gene Ontology annotation, molecular function: actin binding; cell adhesion molecule binding. The coding region runs from base 36 to 1808 and encodes 590 amino acids. Gene Ontology annotation, biological process: positive regulation of protein localization to early endosome; positive regulation of early endosome to late endosome transport; regulation of gliogenesis. The transcript has 17 exons. The record is from RefSeq and is a predicted model, not a curated record.
UGGCGCCGCCGCCGCGCUGACCGCGCCGCGCCGCCAUGGCCGGGGCCAUCGCGUCCCGUAUGAGCUUCAGCUCCCUCAAGCGCAAGCAGCCCAAGACCUUCACCGUGCGCAUCGCCACCAUGGACGCCGAGAUGGAGUUCAGCUGCGAGGUGAAGUGGAAAGGGAAGGACCUGUUUGAUCUGGUGUGCAGGACACUGGGACUGCGGGAAACCUGGUUCUUCGGGCUGCAGUACACCAUCAAGGACACCGUGGCUUGGCUCAAAAUGGACAAGAAGGUCCUGGAUCAUGAUGUCCCCACAGAGGAGCCCAAAACCUUUCAUUUCCUGGCCAAAUUUUAUCCUGAGAAUGCAGAGGAGGAAUUGGUCCAGGAAAUCACCCAGCACUUGUUCUUCCUGCAGGUGAAGAAGCAGAUUUUGGAUGAGAAGAUCUUCUGUCCUCCUGAAGCCUCUGUCCUGCUGGCCUCUUACGCUGUCCAAGCCAAGUACGGUGACUACGAUCCCAAUGUCCACAAGAGAGGCUUCCUGGCACAGGAGGAAUUGCUUCCCAAGCGGGUAAUAAACCUGUACCAGAUGACUCCAGAGAUGUGGGAGGAGAGGAUAACAGCCUGGUACGCAGAGCACCGGGGCAGAGCCAGAGAUGAAGCUGAAAUGGAAUAUCUGAAGAUAGCCCAGGACCUGGAGAUGUAUGGCGUGAAUUACUUCGCCAUCAGGAAUAAAAAGGGUACAGAGCUGCUCCUUGGAGUUGAUGCCUUGGGUCUUCACAUUUAUGACCCAGACAACAGGUUGACUCCUAAAAUCUCCUUCCCAUGGAACGAGAUCCGGAAUAUCUCCUACAGUGAUAAAGAGUUUACGAUUAAGCCAUUGGACAAAAAGAUUGAUGUUUUUAAAUUCAAUUCAUCAAAGCUGCGUGUGAAUAAGCUGAUUCUUCAGCUGUGCAUUGGGAACCACGACCUCUUCAUGAGGAGGAGGAAGGCAGACUCGUUGGAGGUGCAGCAGAUGAAAGCACAGGCCAGGGAAGAGAAGGCCAGGAAGCAGAUGGAACGACAGUGCCUGGCACGAGAGAAGCAAAUGAGAGAAGAGGCUGAGAGGACCAGGGAUGAGCUGGAGAGGAGGCUGAUGCAGCUAAAGGAGGAGGCAACCAUGGCCAACGAGGCUCUGAUGAGGUCGGAGGAGACGGCAGAUUUGCUGGCGGAGAAGGCGCAGAUCACGGAGGAGGAGGCCAAGCUGCUGGCUCAGAAGGCGGCUGAGGCCGAGCAGGAGAUGCAGCGCAUCAAGGCCACGGCCAUCCGCACUGAGGAGGAGAAGCGGCUGAUGGAGCAGAAGGUGCUGGAGGCAGAGAUGUUGGCACUGAAAAUGGCCGAGGAGUCGGAGAGGAGGGCAAAGGAGGCUGAUCAGCUCAAGCAGGACCUGCAGGAGGCUCGUGAGUCGGAGCGCAGAGCGAAGCAGAAGCUCUUGGAGAUCACCAGCAAGUCUUCCUACACACAGUCCAUGAACUCAAGUACCACAGCACUGCCCACUGACCUGCCAAGCUUCAACCUCAUCAGUGAGAGCCUCUCUUUUGACUUCAAGGACACGGACAUGAAGAGGCUGUCCAUGGAGAUCGAGAAGGAGAAGGUGGAGUACAUGGAGAAAAGCAAGCACCUGCAGGAGCAGCUGAACGAGCUGAAGACAGAAAUUGAGGCACUGAAGCUCAAGGAGAGAGAGACAGCUCUGGAUAUUUUGCACAACGAGAACUCCAGCCGGGGCAACAGCAAGCACAACACUAUUAAAAAGCCUCAAGCCCAGGGCAGAAGACCUAUCUGCAUUUGAGAAUUCCAAGUAGGUUAUUCCAAGCUCACCCUACAGAGCACCAAGUCCCGUGUGGCCUUCUUCGAGGAGCUCUAGGGAACAAGUGCUCCGCACCGCUGCUGCUUCCCCACGGCUCCGCCCAGCCGGAGCCUGCCCGGAGCCGGGGGCUCCCAGAGGGAUCACCCGGACCCCGCUGGCUGCUCCAGCCUCUGCACACCCACAGGCUCGGGGCCGGCUGCCCACGGACUGUGUGAUGUUCUCUAGCUUAGCAGCCUGUCAUCUUCCUCCUGACACUUUGUUUUCCUGGGUUUUCCAGCUUUUUUUCCUUAUUUUUCUAGUAUUGCUUCCAGGCUCGGCCCUCCAGGCUUUUCCCUGGAGCCGGGGUCGGGGCUGUGGCCGUGCCUUGCCACGCUGGCAGCCAGCAGAGGAGUGAUCCCGAGGGUCUCCCCCACCCUCUGGGUUGCCUUCUCCUGCCGGCUCUGGAGCCCCUUGUGCCGGUCUGGAAUUCCACGUGCCGAGCCUGGAGCGCCGCUCCACUCCCGGAGCCCCGUGCGGGCGGCGGUGCCGGGAGCUCCAUUAGGAUCCCGAGCAUGUUCCAGUGGAGUGCUGUAAAUCAGGAACGUCGCGCUGGCUCUCCCAGCGCCCGCUGGGGUGGGAGGGGAGCAGAGAGCGGGAGGACAGGGACCUGGGCUGGGGGGAUCCUGGGCUGCUUCCCUGGGGAGAGGUGGGAGGAAGGGCUCCUCCUCCUCCUCCCUGCUGGGAACAGGGAGCGGGAGAACAGCUAGUGCCAACCAAAUGAAAUCUUAUUGUUCCUGCAAACUGUGACAAACCUGGGCAGCUUCAGGCUGGGGCGAUUCAGGGGUUCUGGGCUGCGCUUUCCCUGGGUCCCAGAGCAUCCCAGCCCCUCGGAGCCCCCUGGGAAUGGCGCUAUCCCGGGCUUGGCCCGGGGCUCCCUGCUCCUGCCUGUCCCAUCGUGGGUGCCUUUGCUCUGACCCCCCCUCCCCGGGGGGGAACAGGGAUGUCCUGACCUUCCCUUCCUGUCUCCGUCCCAAAUCCUGUGCCCCUCUCGGGUGGAAUCCUCUUCCAGCUGCGUUUACCCUCCAGCAGAGCCAGUGCUGCCCCGGGGAUCCCUCACAUCCCCUCAGGAUCCCCAAUUCCUCCUUUCCACAAGCUCUCCUGGCCCACAGCCCCACCGGAGGCUCAGCCCGGGGCUUGGCGGGGAGUAAAUCCCAUCCCAAUCCUGUUUAUUUAAACGCUGGGAUCGAUUCCCCGCACGUGGCUGCAGUUCAGAUGGCUGUGGCCUGGCACAGCCGCUUUCCCAUUCCCUGGACUGUUGUACUCCGAAGGAAUAACUGUUUUCUCCUGUUUUAAUAAAAAUUCACAGCACUAGGA